GGCGGCCUGGGAGCCGAGAGGCGCUGCCAGGCGCGCACUCCCAGGCCCCGCGCGAGUGCCGCCGCCGGGAACCGCGAGCUCCGAGCGCCCGGACGGCGCCGGCCAGUCCCGCAGGGCAGGUGAGGCUUGGCAGUCCGGUUCCUGCGCCUGGAGGACAGAUGUGUCCGGGCGUCGGCGCUCACGGACCUGAGCCCAAGUGAAGCUUUCGGAAAAGGCAAGACGGCGGCCGGGAGAUGUCCGCGGAGAACCCCUGCGCCCCCGGCGCGCCCGAUGCUCCCUGCGCCCCCGGCGCGCCCGAUGCUCCCUGCGCCCCCCGCGCGCCCGAUGCUCCCUGCGCCCCCCGCGCGCCGGAUGCUCCCUGCGCCCCCCGCGCGCCCGAUGCUCCCUGCGCCCCCCGCGCGCCCGAUGCUCCCUGCGCCCAGGGACCGCCGCGCGCGCCCGGCCCGGAGCCACGCCUGGCCCGCCAGCUGCUGCCCGAGCUCUACAGCUUCCUGGCGCGCGUGCUGUUCUACCUGGCGCCCGUCUACCUGGCCGGCUACCUGGGGCUCAGCAUCACCUGGCUGCUGCUCGGCGCGCUGCUGUGGCUGUGGUGGCGCAGGAACCGCCGCGGGAAGCUCGGGCGCCUGGCGGCCGCCUUCGAGUUCCUCGACAACGAGCGCCAGUUCAUCAGCCGCGAGCUGCUGGGCCAGCACCUGCCGGCCUGGAUCCACUUCCCAGACGUGGAGCGGGUCGAGUGGGCCAACAAGAUCAUCUCCCAGAUCUGGCCCUACCUGAGCUUAAUUAUGGAAAACAAGGUCCGGGAGAAACUGGAGCCCAAGAUCCGGGAGAAGAGCGUCCACCUGAGGACCUUCACCUUCACCAAGCUCGACUUCGGACGGAAGUGCCCCAGGGUCAACGGGGUCCAGGCGCACAUCAGCAAGCACAACCGGAGGCAGGUGGUCCUGGACCUGCAGAUCUGUCUUCAGUCCUUUCACAGGGUCUCCGGACCUUUAGCCUCUGAGGCACUCAUUCUGAGCUCCCUGUGCCCAUCACUUGGCAGGAGCCACCAGCAGGACUCGGCUCCUGAGAACAUUGCCUUUUCCCUCCACUACCCCCAGCAACCGCCUGGCUACAUUGGGGACUGCGAGAUCAGCGUGGAGCUGCAGAAGAUACAGGCUGGUGUGAACGGGAUCCAGUUGCAGGGCACGCUGCGGGUCAUCCUGGACCCCCUCCUGGUGGACAAGCCCUUCGUGGGAGCCGUGACUGUGUUCUUCCUUCAGAAGCCGCACCUGCAGAUCAACUGGACGGGCCUGACCAACCUGCUGGAUGCGCCAGGAAUCAAUGAGAUGUCAGACAGCCUGCUGGAGGACCUCAUCGCCGCCCACCUGGUGCUGCCCAACCGCGUGACUGUGCCCGUGAAGAAGGGCUUGGAUGUGACCAACCUGCGCUUCCCUCUGCCCUGCGGGGUGAUCAGAGUCCACUUGCUGGAGGCGGAGAAACUGGCUCAGAUGGACCACUUCCUGGGGAUCCGAGGCAAGUCAGACCCCUACGCCAAGGUGAGCAUCGGCCUGCAGCACUUCCGCAGCAAGACCGUCUACAAGAACCUGAACCCCACCUGGAACGAGGUGUUCGAGUUCUUAGUGUACGAAGUCCCUGGGCAGGACCUGGAGGUGGACCUGUAUGACGAGGAUACUGACAGGGACGACUUCCUGGGCAGCCUGCAGAUCUGCCUCGGGGAUGUCAGGACCAACAGAGUGGUGGAUGAGUGGUUUGUCCUGAAUGACACAACCAGUGGGCGGCUGCACCUGCGGCUGGAGUGGCUUUCACUGAUCGCUGACCCUGAGGCUCUGACUGAGGACCACGCGGGCCUUUCCAGUGCCAUCCUCGUGGUCUUCUUGGACAGCGCCUGCAACCUGCCGAGAAACCCUUUUGACUACCUGAAUGGUGAAUAUCGAGCCAAAAAACUCUCCAGAUUUGCCAAGAAUAAGGUGAGCAGAGACCCUUCUUCCUAUGUCAAGCUAUCUGUAGGCAAGAAGACAUAUGUGAGCAAGACCUGUCCCCGCAGCAAGGACCCCGUGUGGAGCCAGGUGUUCUCCUUCUUUGUGUGCAGUGUGGCAUCUGAGCAGCUGCGUCUCAAGGUCCUGGAUGACGACCAGGAGUGUGCUCUGGGAGUGCUGGAGUUACCCCUGUGCCAGAUUCUCCCCUAUGCAGACCUGACCCUCGAGCAGCGCUUCCAGCUGGACCACUCGGGCCUGGACAGCCUCAUCUCCAUGAGGCUGGUGCUUCGGUUCCUACGUGUGGAAGAACGAGAGAUGGGGAGCCCAUACACAGGACCUGAAGCCCUAAAGAAAGGCCCUCUGUUCAUUAAGAAGGUGGCCACCAAUCAAGGUCCCAAAGAUCCACCCCAGGGAGAGGGUCCUGCAGACUUGCCCUGCCCCCCAGACCCUGCUUCUGGUACCAAGGAAGUCUCCAAGAACACCAUGACAGCCACCAGCGCCACCACUGCUGCCACCGAGCCCACACCCCAAGCGGCAGGCCCAGAGCCGAAAGGCAAGGACAGUGCCAAAGGUUUCUGUGAGCCCAUGGGGGAGAAGAAGAGUUCGACCUCCAUCUUCCUGACUGUCCCAGGCUCCCACUCUCCAGGGCCCAUCAAGUCACCCAGACCCAUGAAAUGCCUUGCCUCCCCAUUCGCAUGGCCACCCGCGAGGCUGGCUCCCAGCAUGUCCUCGCUCAACUCUCUGGCCACCUCCUGCUUUGACCUGACAGAUAUCAGCCUCACCAUUGAGGGCGGGGAUUUCAGGCCGCGGAGGCUGGGCGAGAUCCAGCUCACGGUGCGUUAUGUGUGUCUGCGGCGCUGCCUCAGCGUGCUGAUCAAUGGCUGCAGAAACCUGACACGCUGUACCAGCAGUGGAGUUGAUCCUUAUGUCCGUAUCUACUUGUUGCCAGAAAGGAGGUGGGCAAGUCGUAAGAAGACCUCAGUGAAGCGGAAGACCGUGGAACCCUGGUUUGAUGAGACAUUUGAAUUUUUUGUUCCCUUGGAAGAAGUACAGAAGAGGUCACUAGAUGUUGCAGUGAAAAACAGUAGGCCACUUGGCUCACACAGAAGGAAGGAGCUAGGAAAAGUGCUGAUUGAUUUAUCAAAAGAAGAUCUGAUUAUGGGCUUCUCACAAUGGUAUGAGCUCACUCCAGAUGGACAGCCCAGAAGUUGAUGAGGAACAUAAUCACCUUUAUAUUAAAAUGUGUACAUAUGUAUAGUCUGUAAUUUAAUUCAGAACCAUUUGAAAAUAUAUAUACAUACAUUCUUGUGUGAAUUUAACUGGAUAGUAUUAGGAAGAGGUAAACAUAAGUAAAAGCCAGAACUACUCUCUCUUGGUUGGAUUUAAUUGUUCAAAUCCCAAAAGAAAUGUGGUAUUCAUGGCUAAUCAAUUAUUAGAACCUCAGUAGUGAUUUUUUUCACUUUUGAUAGGUAAUUAUAGACCAUCUGACUUAGGCCUUGCCUGAAUGUAUGUCAAAAGUGCCCUAUCUCAGACAUAGGGGGUGGGGAGGAUGCUGCUUUUAUGAGACUAAAAGGUGACCCGCCUCCAAAUUGCCAAAUGAUAAUACUACCUAGGCCCACUGCCACCUUUGGUACUCCUCUGCCUGGGGAUUAUUCCUGUAUCUGAAUUGGAACUAAAAUGUAUUUUUUUCUGAUGGGGGGAACAAUGAGACAAUGAUAUACCUAAACACCUUGAGUUAAAUACUCGAGUGUGGAUGGCCUGGGACCAAACUCCAGCAUGUGGCCUUAUUUCCAUAGGAAAUGCAGGCCAGGUUCCAGACUCAGGUCUAUGUCUGCACUCCCCUAGCAGAGCUGGACUCUGCUGCAGUCAGUGCCAGAGGGGCUUUCUGUAUCCUCUCAGACAGAUGUGGAAAUUCAGCUCCACUUUUCUGAGACAGCUGGUUCCCCUAAUAACAUGUAAAAAGCAAUCCAUGUAAACUGUAUAUUUAAAUAAGUGCCUCUUUUGCAUUUCAAACUAUAAAACCAAAUAUUCUUGUUCUCA
Messenger RNA from Myotis myotis, 4016 nucleotides. It is a transcript of the gene ESYT3, whose product is annotated as extended synaptotagmin 3. The record is from RefSeq and is a predicted model, not a curated record. Gene Ontology annotation, molecular function: lipid binding. The coding region runs from base 234 to 3188 and encodes 984 amino acids. Gene Ontology annotation, biological process: lipid transport. The transcript is spliced from 24 exons. NCBI's taxonomy places the organism in Eukaryota, Metazoa, Chordata, Mammalia, Chiroptera, Vespertilionidae.